Seminavis robusta is the source of this 2352-nucleotide messenger RNA. The record is from the annotation of a GenBank genome assembly. Lineage: Eukaryota; Bacillariophyta; Bacillariophyceae; Naviculales; Naviculaceae.
AUGAGCGACAGCAACGAAGAGAGUUUUGAAUGUCUUGGCACCUUGGCAGCGGGUUCUGCUGAGAAUGUCCAGGGUACCGGUACCACCGCUGUUGAGGAAAAUCAGCCAUCGCAGUCCAAGCAGCAGCAGACUGUGGAAGCAGCCAGUCGUGAGGAUGACUGCAAUGAUGGAAGUGAUAUUCCUAACGAUGUAUCGCAGAAAAUAGUUUGCGCGAGAUUCGACAAUGGUGCACAAAAGGUUCGUCUGGAAGGAGUUGAAGAAACAUCAGGUGUACCCAAUGGCAGUAGUAAUAACAGUCCCGAAAGGAACGAGAAGAAUGGAGGGAUAGAAGCCGCACGACAACCCAGCCAACCCGGAGCCUAUACACACUCGCUCACCUGGAGGGCACGUCAUUCGACGAGACAGUGCCUUGUCAGUGCCUAUGCCGUAGAUGACGAGCAUCCGAGUACUCUCGAUAUAGAGGAACAAAGAGCUCAGAUCGAACAGGAGGUUAUCAGUCGACUUCUAGGCGAAUCUGGAACGGUGCAAGCCGAUGCUGUGGUGAUGCCGGACGAAAAGGUGUCCACAAAGGAUGGCGGCGACAACAACAAUAACAACAACAAACGGGCAAGUUUGAGAGCAGGGGCGAUAUAUGUCUCCAUCUUCGUUGCCGUCAUUGUGGUGGUGGUGGUGGUUAUAGUUUUGGCCACGACAGGGACAUAUCAGAACCACGAAGGUUCCGAUACCAGCCCCCCUGGAGUUACAAAUACAAGCCCCUCAACUCUGGCCAUUAUCCGUGAUCGGGGAUUCGUUCGCUGCGGAGUUUAUCCUGCAAUAUACGGUUGGAACAGGGACUUAUCGGACGGAUUGAGUCAUGACUCUUGCAAAGCGUUGUCAGUUGCCGUGUUUGGCACUCCGGACAAAGUUGAAAUGGUUGCAGAACGAGCGUCGUGGGGAAACUUGUUUACCUUGCUCGCAAACCACACUGUCGACGUGAUAACAGAUGUAACUACUCAUAACAUGGGAAGGGAUGUGUUUCAUCGAGAGAGCAAAACCCCUUUUGCUUUCUCGAGAGUGGUGUUCUACGGGGGUGGGGUCUUUGCUGGCGUCCCAACCUUCGUCGACUGCGCCGAGAAGCUUGAUACUCUGUAUGGCUUGUGUCGGGAUUUGAAGAUUUGUGCCUUUUUUGGAUCCGUAUCGGAGAGCCUCAUGUGGGAACUUCUGCCUGGAAGUCCACUCGUGCCUAUAGAAGCGGUACACAGUGUACACCAUGACAUAGCCUCAAAGUUGACGGCAAAUCUUUGUAAUGUCAUAUUUACCAAUUCACUUACGUUAGUUGAGGCUUCCGUUCGGGAAAUGGGAUACGAGGGACCGUACAGGGUUGGCACAAAGUUCUUUGCACGGAGCCAUGCUGGCCUGAUGACUCGAGAUGAUGAUCCAGGGUGGUCCAAUCUUGUGGAUCUGAUUAUAGGUACCCUUUUCACGGCUGAGGCUUUCAACAUCUCAAACGGGAACGCUGAUGAUAUUGCUCUCUAUCUUCCCAACAACACUGAAAUGGCAUCUAUCAUGACUUCUGUUGUGAGAAAGGUUGGGAAUUAUGGUGAUGUCUACCGGAGGAAUCUUGGACCUUUUGUUCCUCGCCAAGGUCUCAAUGCCAUUUAUGGAAACAACAGCAAUUCUGGUCUCUUGUAUGCCCAUACCUUUAGAGAAUUGGAUGUUCUGGGACGUGAUCCAAUCCCUGGCAUGACCUUACACUCUGUAAUGGAGAGAGGAAUGCUUCGCUGUGGGGUGCAUCCUCGCCUGGGGUUUGCGGCGCAGGAUGAAGGCGGUUGGGUUGGUCUUGAUGUUCAGUUUUGUAAUGCUGUUGCAACUGCAAUUUUUGGUGGGGACAGUAUGAGGGUAGAGUUCAUCAAUCUUCAAGGCAAUGCCAAUGGUGCAUAUUCAUCCCUUUCAAGUGGUGAUGUCGAUCUCGUUGCGGGAUCUCGAGUUUCUUUGCAGGCAGACUACCAUGAACCUACAACGGCAAGGGGGUAUUCAUUUUCACGUCCAUACUUCUACAACAACAGCAAUAUGGAUGCCUUUGCAUUGAUGACAACCGAUGAUGACACCCAGUGGAAUGAGUUUGUGUUUUGGACAGUCGUGGCAGUGAUUUAUGCAGAAGAAAAUGACAUAUCACACGAAACUGCAAUCGAAAUGCCGGUUGUCUCCUUGUUUGGAGAUAGUCUGAAACAAAUGUUUCGGGAUUGUGUGACUGCUGUAGGAUCAUAUGCUACUAUGUACAACACAACUUUGGAACAAAUCAUUCCUAGAGCGGGUGCAAAUCGGCUCAACGACCAGGAUGAUCCUGAGCAUUUUCCAGUUCCAUUUGCCUGA